ACACCUCCACCUACUCACAGCUCUCAAUCGAAGCUGCAAAUCGCCAAUUGCCCCAAAACACUCCUUCCAAAGCCGAGGCCAACCAAAACGAAAGCCAAAAAUGUCAACCAUCCGCCCCAUGCGCGUAACCGACCUACUCCGAAUCUCCACCACGAACCUCGACCCGCUCACCGAGACGUACAACAUCAGCUUCUACCUCGAGUACCUAACCAAAUGGCCCGAUCUGUGCCGGGUCAUCGAAGGGAUCGACGGGCAGAUUGAAGGAUAUAUCCUCGGCAAACUCGAAUCCUCGCCCUACCCCUCCCCCAUCUCCCCCUACAACCCGCGCACCUGCCCCGACCCGAACUACCUCCCCUGGCACGGGCACAUAACCGCGCUCACGGUGUCGCCGACCGCGCGGCGCCUGGGCCACGCGACGGCGCUGAGCAGCGCGCUGGAGGUGGCCAGCGACGCGGCGGACGCGUGGUUCGUCGAUCUGUUUGUGCGCGAGAGCAACGUGGUGGCGAAGGAGCUGUAUCGCAAGAUGGGGUAUAGCGUGUUCCGGAAGGUCAGGGAGUAUUAUAAUGAUGGCGAGGAUGCGCUGGAUAUGCGGAAGCCGCUGGGGAGGGAUAAGGGGCGGGAGUGUGUGAGGGAGGAGGGGGAGAAGUGGGUGGUUAGGCCGGAUGAUGUGUGGUAGGUGGACUGGGAGAGGGUGGAGGUUUUUGAUUGGGGCUUGGGAGAUGCGUGCGCUUCGAAGAGGCAGGCAUGCCUU
This is a messenger RNA of Trematosphaeria pertusa, 751 nucleotides long. Its product is annotated as acyl-CoA N-acyltransferase. Gene Ontology annotation, molecular function: protein-N-terminal amino-acid acetyltransferase activity. The transcript has 2 exons. NCBI's taxonomy places the organism in Eukaryota, Fungi, Ascomycota, Dothideomycetes, Pleosporales, Trematosphaeriaceae. Gene Ontology annotation, biological process: N-terminal peptidyl-methionine acetylation. Bases 101 to 676 code for a protein of 191 amino acids. Gene Ontology annotation, cellular component: NatB complex. The record is from RefSeq and is a predicted model, not a curated record.